Messenger RNA from Pollicipes pollicipes, 1288 nucleotides. RefSeq names its product mitochondrial-processing peptidase subunit alpha. Gene Ontology annotation, molecular function: metalloendopeptidase activity; metal ion binding. Lineage: Eukaryota; Metazoa; Arthropoda; Thecostraca; Pollicipedomorpha; Pollicipedidae. Gene Ontology annotation, cellular component: mitochondrion. The record is from RefSeq and is a predicted model, not a curated record.
CGAAGUUUCUGCGUGUGAUCGGCGUGCGAAAUUUCAGAAUACAUGCAUUCUCAUUGCAUUUGAUUGCAUAAGCCGUAGUUAGCUCGGUUAUUGGAUACCUACUGGUCCUCCACCUGGUUGGAUGGGAUUGUUUUGGUGGUUAUCUGAUUGAUUAAGCCAUGCUGCAGGUUUGGAGAGGAAUUUCCCGGCACGCUCGGGCCGCCCGGCGCGUGUCGGCGGCGCCCCAGUCCCGCGCCGCGAGCUCUUCAGGCCCAGAGGAUGGCGGCUCGGUGGCUGACAUCAGUCAGAUCCCGCUGUCGGAGCCGCUGCCGGGCUUGCCGAUGCCGGUCAGCUCGACGGCCGUGUUCGGCGCCACCGAGACACAGGUCACCACGCUCAGCAACGGCCUGCGCGUCGCCUCAGAGCCCAAGCACGGCCAGCACUGCACCGUCGGAGUGGUGGCUGACGCCGGCUCCCGGUAUGAAGUGGCCUAUCCCAGCGGCGUCUCGCACUUCCUGGAGAAGCUGUCUUUCGGGGCGACUAAAAACUUCAAAGACCGGAACGAGAUCAUGCUGACGUUAGAGCGUCUCGGCGGAAUAUGCGACUGCCAGCAGUCCAGGGAUGUCUCCAUACACGCGGCCUCUGCGGAAGCGAAAAAUGUGAACGCGGUCGUAUCUCUGCUGUCAGAUGUCAUCCUGCGGCCCUUAUUCACGGAGGACGAGAUGGACACCACCCGGAUGAUGGUGCGGUACGAGCUGGAGGACAUGGGCAGAAACCCCCAGAAGGAGGCUCAGCUGAUGGAGAUGAUACAUGCCGCCGCGUACCGGGAGAACACGCUGGGCCUGCCGAAAACGUGCCCGCCGGGCAGCGUGGAAAACAUCAGCCGUCGCCUGCUGUAUACCUACCUGCGCCACCACCUGGCCCCCGAGCGCAUGGUGGUGGCCGGCGUCGGCGUGGAGCACCAGAGGCUUGUGGACGCCGCGCAGAAGUUCUUCGUGGACACGCCCGCAAUCUGGGAGGAGGACCUGGACCUCGUUCUCCCCGGGAAGAUCGGUGUCGACAAAUCAGUCGCCCAGUUCACUGGCGGACAGGUCUUGGAGGAGCAAGACCUGUCGGACGUCUCACUCGGCCCGUCCCCGAUGCCUGAGCUAGCGCACGUGGUGAUCGGCCUCGAGUCGUGCUCCCACCACAGUGACGACUUCGUGGCCACCUGCGUGCUCAGCACGCUGAUGGGCGGCGGCGGCAGCUUCAGCGCCGGCGGACCCGGCAAGGGCAUGUACAGUCGACUCUACACCAACGUGCUCAACAG